CAGACCCUACGAAAAGAGGGACCAAAAUACGUAUUAAACCUAAAAAAGGACUAACGUGCAUCGUUUUUGCGAAAAGUGGGAUCUUAGUGAACUUUUGAAAAAAAGUAGGACCAAUUUGAACAGACCCUACGAAAAGAGGGACCAAAAUACGUAUUAAACCUAUAUUUUAAUUAGAUUAUUUUAUGCAUGUUGGAAUUACGAUAAGAACUGACUUCCUUUCAAUAACGUACUCUUAGCUAAAUUUUCUGAGUCUAGCUGCGUUCAGAAGAAGAGUGUGUGUGUGUUUGUGUGUGUGAGAGAGAGAGAGAGAGUUCCCACCAAAGACAAAGACAUGGGUUCAACUGUUGACGGUGCACCACUUCUGGAAGAGGGUCUUCUUGAGGAUGAAAGGAGUGAAGAGUACACAGGAGAUGGAACAGAGGACUUUAGAGGCAGGCCUGUUCUUAAGAAGAAUACUGGCAAUUGGAGGGCUUGUCCUUUUAUCCUAGGUAACGAGUGUUGUGAACGUUUGGCCUUCUUCGGAAUUUCCUCAAAUCUUGUUACCUAUCUCACUACCAAACUGCAUCAAGGAAACGUUUCUGCUGCGAGAAACGUCAGCAUCUGGCAAGGCACUUCUUAUCUCACACCUCUCAUUGGAGCCGUUCUGGGAGAUGGUUACUGGGGUCGAUACUGGACAAUUGCUGUUUUCUCUUUCAUUUAUCUCAUUGGGUUGUGUACCUUGACACUUUCUGCAUCUUUACCAGCAUUGAAGCCUGCUGAAUGUUUGGGUUCUGCAUGCCCUUCAGCUACUCCUGCACAAUAUGCUGUGUUCUACUUUGGUCUGUACGUGAUAGCGCUUGGGGCUGGUGGUGUUAAAACAUGUGUGCCAUCUUUUGGGGCAGAUCAAUUUGAUGAUACUGAUCCCGAGGAAAGAAUUAAGAAGGGGUCGUUUUUCAAUUGGUAUUAUUUUUCUAUCUAUCUAGGUGCCAUGUUGUCAUGCAGCUUAAUCGUUUGGAUUCAAGACAACGCAGGAUGGGGUCUUGGAUUUGGCAUCCCUGCUUUGUUUAUGGGAUUAUCUAUUGUAAGCUUCUUCAUGGGCACACGUCUUUAUAGGUUUCAGAAACCUAGGGGAAGUCCUGUUACAAGAAUUUCCCAGGUUUUGUAUGCGUCUGUCUGGAAGUGUAAUCUGGUUGUCCCUUGGGACAGUAAUCUCCUUUAUGAGUUACCAGAAGAGAGAUAUGCGAUUAGAGGGAGUCGCAAACUGGAGCAUAGUGAAGAUCUAAGGAUUCAAGUAUCUUCACCUCUUUGGAUAGCACUGUCCAAACCAAAGUUAAGCUUGGAAAUGGAGACAUUGUUUAAGUUGAAGGGAAGGUACAAUUUUUUUUCACACUCGCAAAGGUGUCUUGACAGAGCAGCUAUAGUAUCCGAUUAUGAGAGAAAAAGUGGUGACUACUCUAAUCAAUGGAGACUUUGUACAGUAACACAGGUGGAAGAAUUGAAAACCUUGAUUCAAUUGCUUCCAAUUUGGGCUACUGCGAUAGUUUUUUCUGCUGUUUAUGCUCAGAUGUCAACAUUGUUUGUGGAGCAAGCAAUAAUGAUGGAUACAUAUAUUGGUAACUUCAAAUUACCCCCAGCUUCUCUCUCAACUUUUGAUGUGAUUAGUGUUAUUUUUUGGGUCCCUCUCUAUGACAAGGUAAUUGUUCCAAUCACAAGGAAGUUCACAGGCAAAGAAAGGGGGUUCUCAGAGUUGCAAAGAAUAGGCAUUGGCCUUUGCUUUUCAGUCCUGUGCAUGUUAUCAGCUGCUGUUGUGGAGAUUAGGCGUCUGGACCUUGCAAGAGAGUUUGACCUGGUUGAUGAACCUGUUGCAGUGCCCCUUAGUGUAUUUUGGCAAAUCCCUCAGAACUUCUUCUUAGGGGCAGCUGAAGUAUUAACAUUUGUGGGGCAGCUUGAGUUCUUGUAUGACCAAUCUCCAAGUUCUAUGAAGACUCUUGGUACUGCACUGCCACUUCUGAGUUUUUCAUUGGGAAAUUACUUGAGCUCUUUCAUUCUUACUUCCGUAACUUACUUUACGACACAAGGUGGAAAUCUUGGUUGGAUUCCUGAUAACUUGAACAAAGGUCAUCUUGAUUACUUUUUCUUUCUUUUAGCUGGACUUAGCUUCUUAAAUGUAUUGGCGUACAUUGUUGUUGCCAAAAGGUACAAGCAGAAGAAGGCUUAUUAAGAUUUUUCCAGCAUCUAUUGGGGCGGAAGCAUGUUCUGAUGUACAGUACCCUUCUGUCAUUGUCAUGAUUUUUCUGUAAGUAUAUAUGCUACCAA
Molecule: messenger RNA, 2295 nt
Organism: Vigna angularis (adzuki bean)
Lineage: Eukaryota; Viridiplantae; Streptophyta; Magnoliopsida; Fabales; Fabaceae
Product: protein NRT1/ PTR FAMILY 8.3
Exons: 6
Coding region: 332-2200 (622 amino acids)
Biological process (GO): transmembrane transport; oligopeptide transport
Cellular component (GO): plant-type vacuole membrane
Molecular function (GO): transmembrane transporter activity
Source: RefSeq, a predicted model, not a curated record